Physella acuta is the source of this 1373-nucleotide messenger RNA. Its product is annotated as transmembrane protease serine 9-like. Gene Ontology annotation, biological process: proteolysis. Gene Ontology annotation, molecular function: serine-type endopeptidase activity. The record is from RefSeq and is a predicted model, not a curated record. Lineage: Eukaryota; Metazoa; Mollusca; Gastropoda; Physidae.
GAUAUUUGCCCAGAAAAUUUAGAAUUAAACAUCCCGAGUUUGAUACACUGCGCUUGUAUGUCUUACAGCGAUGUACAAUGUAGGCGACAGUUAGGGACCUUCUCUUUGGUGUGACAUCUUCAAAUCUUUCGCAACUCUUUAGCAGAUCUCAGGAAUAUUUUUGUCUUAUUUUCUAAGUUUGUAGGACAUUUAAAGAUAAGGCUUGUGUUUGACUACGCUUUUUAAAAAAUUUCGGAAGGUCCUAUCGAAGAAGAUGCCUCAUCUCAUGGACGUGACGUCACUGGUAGCUGCCAUAUUGCUACUCGCUACCCCAUCACCUCUUGUGUUAGCUGAUACAAGUCAGUGCCUACAGAACUGCCAGAGUAUCUAUAACUUCUACAUACGUUUCCACCUGGCAGGCUUGGAUAGCUUCAUGAGCAUGUGCUGGAGGAACUGUCUAGCCACAGCACCGACUGCAACAACCACCCCCACAACGACAACAACAAGAACCACAACAAGCACGUACCAGGGUGUAGCCUGUGGCUUCUCAAUGGUCGACAGGAACCGAAUCGUCAACGGCGUAGAUGCAUCAGAGUGCCAGUUCCCCUGGGUGGUCCAGGUCAACAGCGGCUGCGCGGGGUCAAUUCUGGACAAACGUCACGUGAUCACUGCCUACCACUGCGUCAUGAAUGUUGACACCAAGACGGUAGUGUCGUCACCUAUCUACGUCAGUGUCGGCUCAUCCUUUAAAGCCAGACAGACCAGGUACAGCGUCAUACACGUUAAUGCUGACCCCAGGUACAACUCUGGCACUAAAGACUUUGACAUAGCUGUGUUGACCCUGGCACAAGACCUCGUCUUCUCGGACUGUGUGGCCCCGAUCUGCCUGCCCGACCCGUACGACGACCCCUGGGCAUCGGACUCCUGCUAUGCUGCUGGGUGGGGUAGACUCAGUGAGUCAGCAAUCUCCGGAACAGAGAACCUGCAGUACGUAAAGCUGCCAUUGGUCAACCUAACCACCUGUAUAACGGGCUAUAGGUUCAGGACUGAUUUUUAUAUCAACGACAAAAAGUUGUGUGCCGGGGACUACGAAAAUGGCGGAAUAGACUCCUGUAAGGGCGACUCCGGCGGCCCCCUGAUGUGCCAGACCAACGGUCGCUACUUCCUGCACGGUGUGGUGUCUGAGGGGUGGGGCUGUGCCAGACCCAGGUACCCCGGCAUCUACACCAAGACCACCAACCCCCAGGUCAUGUCCUUCAUACGCUCAGCCUUGACCUACUGGUGACAUCUCCCAUACCGGCAAUACAACUUUGUUUUCUGAUGUUUCGAGAAUAUGUUAACACAUUGAAUAUUUGGGGCAGCUACUGUUUAUUAAUAAAAAGUUGCAACAAUUU